Messenger RNA from Colletotrichum godetiae, 2037 nucleotides. RefSeq names its product pumilio-family RNA binding repeat domain-containing protein. Gene Ontology annotation, molecular function: RNA binding. Gene Ontology annotation, biological process: ribosomal small subunit export from nucleus; endonucleolytic cleavage in ITS1 to separate SSU-rRNA from 5.8S rRNA and LSU-rRNA from tricistronic rRNA transcript (SSU-rRNA, 5.8S rRNA, LSU-rRNA); endonucleolytic cleavage to generate mature 5'-end of SSU-rRNA from (SSU-rRNA, 5.8S rRNA, LSU-rRNA). The record is from RefSeq and is a predicted model, not a curated record. Gene Ontology annotation, cellular component: preribosome, small subunit precursor; 90S preribosome; nucleolus. The transcript is spliced from 6 exons. NCBI's taxonomy places the organism in Eukaryota, Fungi, Ascomycota, Sordariomycetes, Glomerellales, Glomerellaceae. The coding region runs from base 1 to 2037 and encodes 678 amino acids.
AUGCCGAAACCGAGAACGAAACGUCAAGCGAUUCGCGACGAGCGAAAGAAGAAGAGGAGGGAGACGCACGAAGAGAACCACCAGGCGAACGAAGAGGAACGAUCAUCGAAGCGCAGGCGAGUCCAGGACGAGGAGCAGGAUGGGGAACAGCAAUCCGGCUUCGACGAUGCAGCGAACGAGCAAGAGCAGUCAUUCCGUGGCAAUGGGCCCGAGGUGGAAUUCUUCGGCAUGCUCGCUGAUGAAGAGCAGGAAUACUUCCGCCGCGCCGACGAGCUGCUCGAAUUGAACCAGUUCCCCUCCUCCGAGGAGCGCGACGUCUUCCUGCAAAACGUGUACAAGGAGGCGAAGGGCAAAGAGCUGAAGUUGGCCAGCAGUCAAUCGCUUUCAAGACUUAUGGAGCGCCUCAUCAUACUUUCCAACACGAGACAGAAGAAGCAGAUCUUCAAUGCUUUUGCUAGCCAUUUCCUGUCCCUCGUCCAGCACCGAUUUGCCAGUCACUGCUGCGAGAAGCUAUUCCUCGAAUCGGCACCCGUUGUGACGCAAGAACUGGGAGGUAUCGUACCGGAACCGAAGGCGGAUGCCGAGAUGGAUACUGAGGAGGAUGGCGAGCCGACGCCGGAGAACACCAUGGAGGAUCUCUUCCUCAUGACCCUCGACGAGUUCGAACAGCACAUGGGAUUCCUCCUGACGGACCGAUUCGGAUCCCACACUUUGCGCGUGCUUCUGGUUGUUUUGUCCGGAAGACCACUGGACGACGCAGCUACCAAGUCGAUGCUGAAGAGCAAGAAGAAGGAGUACAUUUCCGUUCAGGGCGCCACAGCAACCGCGGAUGAACUAACCCACCAGCUGAGGGCCGUCCCCGAGUCCUUCACCCUGGCCACCAAGAAGAUCAUCCAGGACGCCGUUUCCGGCAUGGACUUCACCGCUCUGCGCGUGCUCGCCAAGCACCCCACGGGCAACCCGCUCCUCCAGCUCCUGCUCGAGCUCGACAUCUCCCUCAACCACAAGAGCGACAAGGAAUCCGCAGCAUCAACAAAGGAUACCCUGCUGUACAGGCUGUUGCCUGACGCACCCCAAUCUCUCAGCGACGAGUCAUCGCAGGCGGCCGAGUUCAUCAACAGCAUGGUGUACGACCAAAUCGGAUCUCGCCUUCUCGAGACGCUCCUCACAAACUGCCCCGGCAAGAUCUUCAAGGCGCUCUCUCGCAACUUCUUCGGCGAGCGCAUCGCAACCUACGUCCGCAACGACAUUGCCUCGUAUCCCGCCCUACACGAUCUUGUCGAAGCCGUCAAGAAGAUCAUCCCCGCCGCUCGGUACAACGUGCUCAAGACCCUCUUUGAGCGCUGCGAGGCCCGUGGCGCGUACGAGGAGAAGAGCGCCCUCACCAGGGCUCUCACCGACGCGCUCGGCUCCGACCCGAAGAACGUCGUGCCGAAGUUGUGCCACCUGGUCGAGGAAGAGCCCGCCGACGACAAGAAGUUCCAGCAGGAUGCUCCGCUGAACAAGACUGCUCUCGUAUCGGCCAUGCUCAAGACCUCUGGCAACCCCACCAAGGUCGCCCAGAAGUCUCUCCUCGCCACGCCCCCGGACCUCCUCGUCAAGCUCGCAACCACAUCAAUGGCAUCAAUGACCGUCCUGACGACAGCUCUCGCAAGCCCCGCAGCCCCUCAAAACGAGUUCUUCCACAAGGCCCUCGUCGGCACGCUCGCCACGCACGCAGCAGAGCUCGCCCAGUCGCAGUUCGGCCACAACGUGCCCUCCCGCGGGGACCGGUCCAUCCCGUUCCACGUCAAGCAGACCAUCAUCGGCGCGCUGGCGGAGCACGAGAGGGCCCUGCGCGAUUCGUGGAUGGGCCGCAGUGUCUGGCGCACGCGGUCCGACUGGGUCAAGUGGGCCAAGGAGGUGGACGGGCCGGCCGAGGAGACGAAGCUGAAGCCGUGGGAGAGAAGGAAGUUGGAUCAGCAAAGGGGGCUCCAGCCGAGACCUGCGGCCCCGGUGAGGGAGCAGGUUCAGGCGGAGGAGCAGCAGGAGGAGUGA